AUGCGAGGACUGAAUGGAUAUGACCAAAAGGCUCGUAGCGUGCAAGAAAUUGGCUGCCGUGUACUGUGGACUUUGGCACUGAAUGCCGAUACCACCAAGACCUCCAUCGGAAAACAAGGGGGAAUUAGAGUGAUAUUGGCUGCGAUGCAGCGUCACAACAGAGUCAAUCAGAGCGACGCAGCAGUGCAAGCAUCUUGCCUCGGGGCGCUCUGGAGCCUCUCUUUACUCGAGAGUAACGCAAUGUGGAUUGCUUUGCGAGGUGGAAUCGAUCUUAUCAUUUCCGCAAUGCUCAGGCACAAUUCUGGGACUGAUCUAGACGGCGAGCUUCAAAGAGUCGGCUGUCUCCUUUUGACUAGUCUAUCCAGAGAGGGUCUCACCAAAAGCGCUGGCAUCCGUACCAUGCUAAUGAGACAAGGCGGUAUAAGCGUACUGCUUAGGGCUAUGCGUCGACACAAUUCGGGUAGCCAUCUUUCGGCUAUGUUGCAACAGGCCGGUUGCACCGCAAUCGCUAACCUUGCUAAAGAUAGCAAAAGCCGUCAACUCUGUUUAGCAGAGGAUGGAGGUAUCCAGGUAGUCUUAGAAGCGUUGCAGAAACACAGUGGAGCCGAGUGUUUGCUGGUACAGCGCGAAGGUUGCAAAGCGCUGGCUCAUAUUGCACAGAACAUUUACAACUCAAUCUCGAUUGGCAAACAAGGAGGAGUCAUGGCUGUUCUUGCAGUCAUGCGAAAAUUUGGCUCUGCUUCCGAUUCUGAUGUCAGCCUCCAAGAAUCCGCUUGUCUUGCGCUUUCAAAUUUAGCGCAAACCUACGAAAACAGAGCUUCCAUCAUGGAGUCCGACGGUUUAGAUCUUGUUCUCGCAGCGAUGGAAGCAGGAAGGAAUCGUUCUAUCCUCGGUUUAGACGCAGACUUGCAGUUGGCAGCUUGUGGUGUUUUGUCGCGAUUAGCAAAAGACUCGGAAAAUGCCAAUGUCAUCGCUGAACGUGGAGGGAUUGAGGUCGUCUUACUCGUAUUGAGCAAAUACAAAGCAAGCAAUUUCGUUAUCCGAGACUGCGGCCGUGCCGUCUUGAAAGAGCUUGCGAAGAAAUGCGACGAUGAAAUUGUUAUCAGAUCAUGCCGGGCAUGA
Phaeodactylum tricornutum CCAP 1055/1 is the source of this 1122-nucleotide messenger RNA. RefSeq lists its product with no specific name. The coding region runs from base 1 to 1122 and encodes 373 amino acids. The record is from RefSeq and is a predicted model, not a curated record. The transcript has a single exon. Lineage: Eukaryota; Bacillariophyta; Bacillariophyceae; Surirellales; Neidiaceae. Gene Ontology annotation, molecular function: protein binding.